UCUACCACCUUCCCGUCUCGUCUCGUCUCGUCUCGUCGUCACCAUUUAUUCCCUGCGACACCAAGGGGUCAGUGACUAGCUCAACCUGACAGCCAAAGCAGCGGCCUUCCUCGGUUACCUUAACUCUCGCACGGAUUGCCGGAUAUCGAUCGAUCCGACGCCGGCCAUGAGCGACCAGCCCCAGCCCGUCCGCACCGGCGACGUCUACCCGCCCUCCGCGUCCGCUCACGACGCGCGCCGCCAGCGCGACGAGGUGCUCGGCGCCCAUGGUGGUGAUCAGCAGCAGAAUCGAGAUGGCGAUCUCCGGGUCACCGAGGCCGACGAACCAGACGCCGGGCGACGCGUCGUCACCGCCACAGCCGGCGGCCAGGUGAUGGCGCAGUUCACGGUGCCGGUGCCGGGCGCCGGGGUGGAGGAGGCGACGGACGCGGUGACCAUCGGCGAAGCUCUGCAGGCCGCGGCGCAGACGUCGGCGGGCGACAGGCCGGUGGACCUCGCGGACGCGGCGGCGGUGCAGGCCGCCGAGACGCGCGCCACGGGGCUCGGCCGCGUCAUCCCCGGCGGCGUGGCGGCCGCGGCGCAGCAGGCCGCGGAGACCAACAUGAGGCCCGGCCUUGCGGAGGAGGACAAGGUCCGGCUGAUGGACGUGCUGGGCAACGCCGCGGCCGUGCUGCCGGCCAACAAGGUGGCCACGAGGGAGGACGCCGUUGCGGUGGCCACAGCUGCGGAGCGCAACGCCGCUGCGGGAGGAGGGGGAGGGGGCAAGGGCGUCGCCAACGCGGUGGCCGCGGCCGCCGAGAUGAACGAGAAGAGGAUGACGCGCCGGCGGCAGGCUUAGGCUUGGUACGUAGCAGGCUAGCGGAAGAAGGUGCAUGGUACUGUAAUACUGUAUACGUACCAUGUUGACUCUCAAACUAGCUACUCACACGAGGAUGAGGAUGAGGAUGAGUGUGCACGCACGUCUCAAUAAACAUGUGUAUUUCCAAGCAAUCAACAUAUCUGAAUUUAAAUGAAAUGCACGCAAUGCACUUGAACAC
Hordeum vulgare subsp. vulgare (domesticated barley) is the source of this 1037-nucleotide messenger RNA. Its product is annotated as late embryogenesis abundant protein 3-like. Bases 167 to 838 code for a protein of 223 amino acids. The transcript is spliced from 2 exons. The record is from RefSeq and is a predicted model, not a curated record. Lineage: Eukaryota; Viridiplantae; Streptophyta; Magnoliopsida; Poales; Poaceae.